Caenorhabditis elegans is the source of this 4478-nucleotide messenger RNA. RefSeq names its product Hunchback-like protein (gene hbl-1). Gene Ontology annotation, biological process: regulation of development, heterochronic; negative regulation of transcription by RNA polymerase II; animal gross anatomical part developmental process. Gene Ontology annotation, molecular function: RNA polymerase II transcription regulatory region sequence-specific DNA binding. The transcript has 8 exons. Gene Ontology annotation, cellular component: nucleus. Bases 136 to 3084 code for a protein of 982 amino acids. NCBI's taxonomy places the organism in Eukaryota, Metazoa, Nematoda, Chromadorea, Rhabditida, Rhabditidae. The record is from RefSeq and is marked reviewed.
UUUCAGAUCCGUUAUUUCGCUACCCCUUACCAUCUCGGGGAAAAAAGUUCGCAAAUCUGACCACGAGGGAGAGUUUGUGUCUCGUAUGAAAAAGGAUUAGUGGUCCUGGACUUUUUGCCUCUUCUAUUUGUGACGAUGGUGCAAUCCGAUAGUCCAGAAGAAUUGGCACAAAGAGCAAAGCCAGCCUGGAGGUUACAACAGAUGCCUGUACAGCUCAGCAAUUUUGUGUCAAAAACACCUUUAAUAGGAUCAGAAUGGCCUCCUACUGGUGAUUGGAGAAGUGCCAACAAUAACAGUCUUGGCGAUUGGAAUAAAUGUUGUGUUCCUGGAUCAGAGAUUCCUCAACACUUAGGUCCAUUUGGCAAUUCAUCAUUGACGAUGCUGACUGCACAACAACCCGGAGAAAAGAUUCAUCCUGAUGGCGGUUAUGUAAGCCCAAAAGAGGACGGCCGAAAAUCCAGUGAACACACGAAUUCGUAUGACGUAUCAGCUUCCCAGUCACCGAGCAACGACGGUGCUCAAUCAGAUAGCACUAGUGAUGAGCAUAUCGACGUUGAGUGCAUGACAGAAACAGAAAUGGAUACUGAUGAAAAGGAUAGCACAAUUAAACCAGAAGACCAAGCAACACCAAAAUUAGAAGAAGGAUCAGAUUCAAAACCAGAAAGUACCAGUGUUGAGGGCACAUCUUCAAAUUACCAGGUUACAAGUGAGCCUGUUCAGAUGCCACAAAUGCCGAUACCAGUUAUACCAUCGUUUUUGAAAAAUAGUCUACCAGCCCCAAUUCCGAUAACGCCGACACAAUCUGCAAAUGUUGAGCGAUCAAAUAGCCCAUCCAUAGAAGAAGCUCUUCUCUUAACACUUUCACAGCAACAGUUUGCGGAAGUGUUUGCUGAGGCUGCAAAGAUCCGAAAAUCGUCAUCCGAAUCAAUUGGAUUCCAGCGUAGUGGAACUUCCGCCUUCUUAAAUAUUGAGCCGAAAGAAAUGAGCAUGUCAUCUGCUAACAACAACAAUGAAGAAGCACCUGCAUCCACAGUCAGUGCUUGUAGCACUCCAACAACCACAACAUCUGCUUCAUUCUGUAGACCUCCAGGUCUUGGACCAGUGGCUCUUCCACCAACUCAAAAUGGUCAGACGCCGAUGCUUGUUUGCCCGAUUUGUGGAUUUAUGUGCCCAUCGAAAUUCCACUUCAACAGUCACAUGAAUACUCAUGGAGACCAUCAGUGUAGUAUGUGCGAUUACACAAGCAGAACAGAAGGCAGGCUGAAAAAACACAUGCGUGAGUCUCACACAGUCGAAGAGCAACUUCGAGCUGGAUUUGAGUCGGAGCCAGCAAAAGAAAGUGCGUCUUCUCCAAAGAAUUUAUCCCUCUCUAAAGAUGGAAGUGCUACAAGUCCAAUCAAUGAAAUAUUCAAUCUUUCAACUACCAUGGCGUCAAUCCUUGAUUCCACCAAUAAUGCUGUCUCUUCCACCUCUACAACGGAACAACCAUCAGCACUUUCUGCCCUAACCUUGGAUAUGUCCUCAACUCCAUCUCUUCUAUCCACGCUUGCUCACUCUAGCUUUGGAGUAUCUGCUUUGGAUCAGAUCAAGGCUAUUUCAGAGAAUCCGAGUUUCAUGCCAGAAGGUGGAAUCAAUUUGGCUUCCGCAUUAGGAGUUGUUUCAAACGCUAUCAAAGGAGACACGCCGUCACCUGAAAAGCAGUCGAAUGGAGAAUGCAGAAGAAGCAGUAGCGGAAAGAUCAAAAUUUUCAAGUGCAAACAGUGCGGACAUCAAAGUCUUUCCAAAGACGAUCAAUGGGCACAUGCAAGAACUCAUAUUCCAGCGGAGAAACAAUUGAACUGCCAGCAUUGUAAUUUUGUAACUGAAUACAAGCAUCAUUUGGAGUACCACUAUCGUAACCACAUAGGGAGCAAGCCAUUUCAGUGCAAAAAAUGCGCCUACAACUGUGUGAACAAAUCUAUGCUUAACUCGCAUAUGAAGAGUCACACAAAUCAUUACCAAUUCAGAUGUAUGGACUGCACAUAUGCCACCAAAUACUGUCAUAGUUUGAAGCUGCAUUUGAAGAAAUACAAUCACAGACGUGUGCCGGAAGGAAUCGAAAUGAGCGGCGGUGAUAGUUCUCCACCAUUCACAUCAGAUGCUACCAUUACAUUCAGUCCACUGAUGAAACAAGAGAUCAAAACCGAAACAGUUGAGCCGGUUACAUCAAUUGCUCAACCAUUCCCAUUCAAUCCGAUGAUGGGAAAUCACGGACUCAACUUUGCGAACCAUAUGCUGCUCAACAAGCAUCUAGACGUUGGGUUGAUGGGAUUGAGGAACUCUGUAAUGUCACCUCUGAAAUGCUCUGCUUGUGAUUUUGUUGCAAGUUCUGCAGACGAAAAAAUGCGGCAUAGUAUGUCUCAUAUUUUGAACUCAUCUAAUGUUCCAACCUCAAUCGCCUCCCUCUACAAUAGUUUGAACCUUCCAAGUUUCUCUCAUGUGGCACCAGAUAAUGACAAUGCACUCGAAUCCAUGGAUUGCGAUGUGAAGAUUGACGAUGACAACAUCACUGAAAGUCAUUGCUAUGAAGAAAUGGACCAGGGUAGUGACUCGGCUGUUUCACCAACUGGCAGUUCACAAAUUUCAUCCGGAGACGAGGAGACGAAAAAGUGCAAAUCGUUGUCGUUAGAGCAAAUAAGCGCAAGGGCUAAUGGAAACAACAGCCCGAUGAGCAACGACAGUGCAAUGGAGAAAGAUGGCGAGAGCGCUGAUGACGCACCACAUUCACCAUCGGAUACAACAUCAGUUCCAUCUCCACCUCUUCAUUCGUCUUCAAUCGUCGCGCCAAUCCCUAUUACUCCACAGCCGAAUGAGUUUUUGCAGUCCAUUCUUGCACAAGCUUCCCUACUCGGCCCCCUACUUGCAAACCGACCUAGUGCAUUUUACUGUGAUCAUUGCAAAAUUCCAUUUGAUACCCAGCAAGUAUUGGACAGUCAUAUGAGAUUCCACACACCAGGGAACCCGUUCAUGUGCAGUGACUGUCAGUAUCAGGCUUUCAAUGAGCUAAGCUUUGCUCUCCACAUGUACCAAGCCAGACACCAAUAAUGAGGACGUCCUCGUUAAGGAAACACUUCCCAUAGCCCCUUACCCUCGUCUAGUGACCCAUUCUGAAAUCGGCAGAUAGACUUUCAUGUAGCUGGUUUAAGUUUUCUCUUCAUUUUCUUUAACUUAUCAAUGUUCGGGCGUUACCACUUUUCUAAUCAUGGCCAGUUUCUUGCACGUACACCUCAACCGUCCAUUUCCAUGAAAUCUCAUACUUGUUACUGUUUUCUUUUACCUCUGAUGUCACAUUUUCUCUCUGUCUCACUUUCUACCUCCAAACAUAUUUUACUACUUGUAUUGAAUGCCAAAAAAUACCAUAUUUAUUAAGGAGCAUUGUUCAUUUACAGUUUUGUACUCUCAGAGCGUGUUAUUAUCUAGAAGCAAUUGUAUACUGUUCUCAGUACAUGUAGUACCUCCCCCAGAAUACUUGUUUCUGUUACUAUGUACCCCUCUUAUUAACUUCGGGAUAUGAAACUUUUUAUGUUUCAUUUUCUAUUGAUUUCAUUUGUUUGUCAUUUUCAAGCUCCUCUUUCCACAUAAGCUUUAACUGCAUGUCUUUCAUUUUUAUUUAUUUCUAUUUGCCAAUUGUUUAACUAUGCACACAUUUGUUUCAUGUUUCUCCAGAGAUAACUUUCCCAAAUUCAAGUUUGCGCCAACUCGUGCUGCUCUUUUAUUGUACGGUUUUAUAACGUUUCCGUCUUGAAAUCAGAGAUUGUAGCCGUUUUUUGAAAAGGAUAUGCCAAAGAAUCGUCCCCCACCCUCUAGUUGUCAUUUGUUAAAUAGCCGAAGUGACCCAACAACCCGCUUUUGUCCCCUCUACUAAUAACCGUUUUAUUAUUAUUAUCACUCAAUAUUUAUCUUUUUAUGUACUUCUUUCACUGCUCCCAUGUCGUGAUUUCUGAUUUCACAUUUUCCAGACUAUCUCGCACUUUCAUUCUACCUCAAUACAUCCCAGCUUUUUUGCCAUACAUUCUCCGAUUCGAAUUCAUGUGUGCUCGUUUAACUAUUAUUACCUGUAUCCACCGAUUACUUUUUUGUUUAUUCGCUCCCUUUUUUCUAUCUCAGGAAUGAUUUAUAGUUUUCAAUUUGUCUUCUCACAACUCAUCUAAACUACUUGUCCGCUACCUUAUGUACCUCAUUGACUCAUUUUGCCAUCACCCAAUACAAUUUAUACCUCAAUACUGUCUCUUACCUGUAUAAUGCCUUCUACCUCCAAUUUUUACCAUCUAUUCUAGUUAAUUACCAUUUUCUACCUCAACCCAUUUUCUAUUAUACAACCGUUCCACCUCAAACUUCAGUGCGUUCUUCUGUCAUCAUGUACAAUUUUCUUUCUUCGAAUUUUGAUUCGAAUGUCAAUUUAUCAAUUUAUAAAAACUCCAAUAAAAAAGCAUCUUGAA